This is a messenger RNA of Pseudovirgaria hyperparasitica, 2566 nucleotides long. RefSeq lists its product as uncharacterized. Gene Ontology annotation, cellular component: nucleus. The transcript has 2 exons. NCBI's taxonomy places the organism in Eukaryota, Fungi, Ascomycota, Dothideomycetes, Acrospermales, Acrospermaceae. Bases 277 to 2379 code for a protein of 700 amino acids. Gene Ontology annotation, molecular function: DNA-binding transcription factor activity, RNA polymerase II-specific; RNA polymerase II cis-regulatory region sequence-specific DNA binding; zinc ion binding. Gene Ontology annotation, biological process: positive regulation of transcription from RNA polymerase II promoter by galactose; DNA-templated transcription. The record is from RefSeq and is a predicted model, not a curated record.
UUGAAAGGUGGAUUUGUUCCCAGAGAAAAAAGAUUAUGCAUCCAUCGCUGGAGACUCGUAGAAUCGGCGGCGUAGUGAGCACUAGUUACUGCAGUAAGAACACAGUUUUCAACAUGGGUUGAUCAUGAUCGCGUUCAAAACGCCAACUUGAACAACCUUGGAUCUAAGGCACGCAAUUAAGGCUGACAUGGACACCUUAGGUAUUAUUAGGGCGUGCCUGGUGUGAACCUUAGUGCUUUAACGUCUCGCUCGCGGCUCUUCCAGUAAUCCAUCGUGAUGUUCACGACUUUCUCCAUCAAAAACAAGACCGAGGACGUGGCUGUUCGAGCUGAUCAGCCUCGGACCAAAAAGAAGCCCGUCCCACUCGCCUGCGAGUAUUGCAGGAAGAAUCGCGUCAAGUGCGACAACGCCAAACCCUGCCGACACUGCACCUCCAGAAAGCUGAACUGUGUUUACUUGGAGCAUGCUGACGUCCGCGUCCUGGUCAAACAGGUACAGUGCCUGGUCGGCAAGGUCCGCCAUCUCGAAGACCGCCUGGAAGAGGAGCAGCAGAAGACGAAAGCCCUCGCGGUACAGCAAGCCUACAGUCAACACGAUGCAACGUCCAUUCACCUCCGUCCCGCUACCGUCAGUAUCUGCUCGGAUGAUCUAGCCUCUCCCACCGACGAGCCCUCGCUCCGGCUCGACCUGUCCACCAAUGCCUAUGCCGCAAAGAUUGACACCAUCCUCUCGCAGCAACAGGUGUGCGUCCCUCUCAGCGUCGCCUCCAUAACCUCCGGAGCUUCUUUCAACAUCAGCACGCACCAAUUUCUUCCAAGCCCUCGUCUUCCUCUGUCGCGCAAGCUGCAGGACCAUUACAAUCGACUCUAUUGGCGAAGGCUUCACCAAGCACUUCCAGUACUGCAAGCAGACUCGUACAAGGCACAUUAUGCCAUGCUGUGGCAUUCGGAUGGCUCGCGCCACAUAUCUUCCCUUGUAGAUAUCGUGCACGCGCUUGCCGUCCAGUCAGAGUACAGUUCCAAAGUCCCAGAUCUUUCCGAUCAGCCAGGGCUUCUAGAGACCGAUAGCGCUAAAGACAAGGCUCGGUCUCUAGCUAGCUCGCUUUUCCAAUCGUGCUCAGACGUACUCAACAAGGAGCAUGAUUCUCCGACCUGGACUACUCUUCAAUGCUACAUCCUUCAAGUGCAUUACCUCCAUAAUGAAUGGAGACACAAAUCUGCUUACCAAGUCCUAGGCCUGGCAAUCCGGGCCGCACAUAUCCUGGGCUUGCAUCAGAGAGCGCCCCAGGGAACUCCAACUGAUGACCUGAAUACACAAGACCGAAUGCGAGAUCUCCUCUUCUGUCUCGAUACGCAGCAGCUCAUUGAAUAUGGUAUGCCAUGCGGCCUCCCAGAUCGUACCCCAAAACGAUAUAUACCACCACCAGAUCCUGAGAAUAGAGACUUCUGGUUCUAUUACUCGAGCAUGAUGAUCAUUGCCAAAAGCAUACACAAUCAUUUGAACACAGAUUUACAACCUUUAGCGUCACGUCCUACCACGGGUACGAAUUCGGAGAUCGGUUUCGAUGCGUUGAAGCGAAUGGAAGUAGCUUUGCCAAAGCUGUGUCUUGUGGUGGAAGCAUGGGCAGAAUCUCUCCCCCCCAAGUUUCAGCUGACUCAGGCAAAUGGAGAGACAUCCCUGACUAUGAAGCCAGCCAUGCGCAUUGAUCCUGAUGUACCUGUAUGGCAUCUUCGACAAUAUGUCCUGCUGGAUAUCUCGUAUCAUUGGGUUUGUCUGACCCUGGUGCGAUGGUUCUUGGACCCGAAGAGCAAUGUUGAGCCAUCCGAGGUUCAACCUUUCGACCAAUUUGCAAUCCGGGCAGCCCAGCACGCUACAGCUAUCGUGAAAAUCUUAGAUGUUACCAACAACGAGACAGAAGCGCUGCAAGGCUGGCUCAUCGCUCAUCGGAUCGUAUGGGAUGCUGCGCUUGCUCUGAUCGGAUUUCUUCAUGGUAGACCCGGACAUUCGCUUACCGCCGAAGUCAUAUCGGCGCUUACCAUGUCGGGCACAAUCCUAGAAACACAGGGCACGAGGUUCGCCCACGCUGCCUUUCCUGUUAUUCGUGAAGUUCUCCAAAACAUGGAGCCACAGAGCAGCGGUAGCGAAAGUUUAUCAGCGGGCAGCUCGACACUAUCGUCCUCUCGUGACAUGGCACAAUCACCUCCAUCCUUGAGUUAUCCUGACAUAGACCUGGGUGACAUUAUGAAUGACGCACCUCACGAGAUAUUUGAUUUUCCUUCGGUGGACUUUGACCUGAUGCCGAUACUCGGACCGGCGCCGCUAGUCUUGCAAGACCAUAGGACGAGACUUGAAUCCGAAUUACUUGAUUACAUCACUUAGCUCUGUCAGUAUUCGGGAUAUUAAUUCUCCCAAUUGUAAAGUCUUGAGCGUUAGUCUCGGCGUUGUGGGAAACGCUUUCGCCCAGGUCGCGAUGAGGGAAGCGACGCACUCAUUAGGUACCCGUGUCUGACGCAUGUCUCUCAACGAUGGAUGAUGCGCCGUGCAUUUCCUAGGCAAUGCACCCCUG